This is a messenger RNA of Colletotrichum chrysophilum, 684 nucleotides long. RefSeq lists its product as uncharacterized. Gene Ontology annotation, biological process: proteolysis. The coding region runs from base 1 to 684 and encodes 227 amino acids. Lineage: Eukaryota; Fungi; Ascomycota; Sordariomycetes; Glomerellales; Glomerellaceae. The record is from RefSeq and is a predicted model, not a curated record. Gene Ontology annotation, molecular function: deNEDDylase activity; cysteine-type peptidase activity. The transcript is spliced from 6 exons.
AUGCCUUUCAGGAAGAUGGCCCGUCACUUUGGUGACACUGCACCUUAUUUGUCGUAUCAUGAUAUUCUCCACAUCAAGUCUCUGAAGAACGAUUGGUUAACAGAUAACAACAUCGCCUUCUGGGAAGAAUGGCUCGAGCGCGAGAUUCUCCCGAAAUACCCCCAAGCCCGCAUCAUCCUCCUGCGGCCGUCGAUGACCUUCCUCCUGAUGAAAGAACCCGACAUGCGCCAAAUCCGCUCCGCCCUCCCCGACUUCUCGAAAGUAACGCACAUUUUCCUGCCGAUUAAUGAUGCUCGAAACGUCGCACAGGCCGAGGGCGGCUCUCACUGGUCGCUGCUCCUCGUCUCCGCCAUCGACGGCGUCGCUUUCCACUACGACUCCCUCGGCGGCGCAAACUACGCCGAGGCCCGCCUCGCGACGCAAAAAAUGUCCGAAAUCCUCGGCCGUCCCCUCAGGUUCCACAACCUCGAUGACUCCCCGCAACAAGAAAACGGCUCCGACUGCGGCGUCUUCGUCUGCAUCCUCAUGCGCCACCUCCUCGUCAAGCGACUGCUCUCGGCCAAUGCUAGGGAAAAGGUCAGCAUGAGCAUGGCGAACAAGCUCAUCGACUCCCACGGUGGGCGCAAGGAGAUGCUCAAGAUCAUCGAGAGCUUGAGAAAAGAGGGCGAGAGGAGGAGAUCGUAA